Molecule: messenger RNA, 1126 nt
Organism: Pseudonaja textilis
Lineage: Eukaryota; Metazoa; Chordata; Lepidosauria; Squamata; Elapidae
Source: RefSeq, a predicted model, not a curated record
GUCCGUAGCCGGAUUUUUCUCGGCUCCGCAGCGCAGGAAGCGCCGCGCGGGGCUGCUGCAGAGGACCGGCUCCAAAUGUCCCCCAAAAGAUGAGAUUUUAGCCAUUCCUGGUUAGAAUCUACGAAGGAAGCUUGAGAUGUCGGAAGGCCCCUCCAGGAUCACAGGUCCCAUUCCUCCAGAUCCUACCCUGUGUCCGGAUUACUACAGACGCCCACUAUCAGCACGAGGAAGGUUAGAAGGGAACUCCCUGAAAUUGGAUCUGCUCCCUGGCCCCAUCCCGCCAGAGUUCAGCCUCUAUCCUGGGUGCUACAGUGCUCGCUGCCCGCAGCCUCCUCCACGGAUUAAGCCCAACGCCAAGGACAUCUUGGAGAAGGGACAAAAUGGCACCGUAGGAGUUCUCCUGAAGCUAGAUGAGAUCUCCUUUGAGGAACUGAGGCCCAAACGCAGGGAUCACAAAGACCACGAGAAGGAGAAUCUGAGGCGCAUGAGAGAAAUCCAGCGGAAGUGCCGAGAGAAAGAACAAGCCAGGCAGCUGAGCCAACCCAAACCCGUGAAAGCCCUGUGGAAGUCCCAGAAGUAUGAAAACGUGGAAUCCAAAGUCAAGGCAAAGUUGCAGGAGAGUCCCAGCCCACCACAUCCAGAGGCUCAGAAGUUCCUGAGAGCCUAUUCUCGCUGCGGCACAGGAAUUCAUCCACGCCGAUCUCCAUCCCCGAACCCUCCCCAGUUGUGUGAAAUGGAUCCAGGAGCUGCCCCGGCUCAGAAUGGGAACGGCAAGGUCCCAGAGAACAACAGUAAAGUGGAUUUCGUCAGCCACAACGCCCAAAACGCGAAACGCGCCUCGAUGCAACGCUCCCGCUCCCUGCAGUCAAUCCACAAAGUCCUGGAGCAGAAGCAGAAGGAUCUGGAAGAGUACAACACCAAGCAGAAAGGCCACGUGCCCCACUAUGGUAUGCAGUACAACAGGGGCCAAGAGAACUUCUUAAAGGAGCUCCUGUUGCUUCCCGUGAGAGUCGAUACCCUGAGUGUUCACACCCGGCGUGUUUCUUUAGAGAAGAAGCUGUCACAGAUCGAAGAGGCCCUCAAAAUCUUCUCCCGACCCAAAGUCUUCAUCAAGUUGGACUCCUAA